GUGAUAUCUUUUAUGAGAUAUCAAGCUGAUAUUAUUUAACUGAUGUCAUAAGGAUAACAUUUUCAAGAAACUUAAGUAAGACUCUUUAAUGAGAUAUCUUAAAGACCUCUCUUAGUAGACGUCUCUGGUAAAUGUUACCAUUUUGACAUCAUUUCCAAGAUAUCUAAAUGUUUUCUUAAAAAAGUUCUCUUAAAGUUUUCAUUCUGACAAGCGUGUUGUCUGGGAUAUUAGAUUUGUUAGAUGAAGGACGAUCAAACUUCUCUCAUGUUUCAUCUGCUCUUUAUAUGGAUAAAAGCGAAUGUUCAGAAUAAUAAUUUGAAUGUUAAAGAUAAAUUAUAUAAUUUACCAAAUCAUCAAAUUGAAAAUGCUGAAGAUAGUGAAUACAGCAGCAGUGAUGAAUUAGAACAUAAUAUGAAAAUUGAUGUCGAAUAUUUAAAAAAUUGUCCUGUUUAUGAUAUAGAAGAAUAUUUAUUGAACUUUUUGUCAGAAUAGGGUGUUCAAGAUGUAUCAUUUAACAAAAUGGAUAAGCUUUUAGCAGGAUUGCGAGUUAUUUUUCCUGGUUUGCCAAAAUCAUAUAAAACAAUUCUUCGUACUCCUCGUACUAUAAAUGUUAAUAAAGUUGGUCAAGGCCUAAUGUGGUAUAAAAGUAUCAAAGUGAAUCUUAAUGAAAUAUUAACCGAUAAUUAUCUACAAAAUAAUAAUCAAAUUGUAGUAGACAUUAAUAUUGAUGGCGUCCAAUUAUAUAAAAGUACAGAUGAUCAAUUUUGGCCCAUUUUAGGUUAUCUAAAGGGUGAAAGAUUUCAUUUUAUAAUUGGUGUGUGGUAUGGACAUUCAAAGCCCGAUGAUUUAGAAGGAUAUUUAUCUGAUUUUAUUGAAGAAAUUAAAAAUUUGACUAGAAAUAGUUAUAAUUUCUAUGGAAAAAUAUUGUUUUUAAAUUAGGCAAUUAUAUUUUAAAUGCUCCAGCUAGACAAUUUGUCAAAGGCAUUCACAGUCAUAACAGUGUAUUUGGUUGUGAAAAGUGUACAAUUAAAAGUGAUAGACAUAGAAAUCGUCAGGUGUUUUUAUAUGAUAAUGCAUUUCUACGUACUGAUAAAUCAUUUCAAAAUAGAGAUCUACCAGAACAUCACAAGUAUAAUUCACCUUUAGAACGUGAUUUGCAACAUGGAAUGGUGUCUAUGUUUAGACUUGAUCCGAUGCAUCUCGUAUAUCUAGGAGUUUUUAAACGAUGGCUACAGUUUCUCUUUGGAGUACAUGUAACAACAAUAGGCAAAAUUAAUAACGCAGCUAAAUCUCAAUUGUCUCUGGAAAUGUUACGAUAUAGUUCUUGGGUGCCUAUGGAAUUUAAUCGUUGACCUCGAUCUUUCUGUGAGUUAUCUAAAUAUAAAGCAACAGAACUGCGAUGUAUCUUAUUAUACGAUGGUGUACGAAUCUUUAAGAACAUUCUGCCUUCAAAUCUGUAUAACAAUUACUUACAUAGUGGAAUAUAUAUACUAUCCAGUCCAAGUACAGUACAGAAUCCUGUUAUGCUUGAUGCUGCGCAUGAAAUUUUAAAAGAAUUUAUAAAUCACUCUUCUCAGAUUUUUGGUAAAUGUUUUGUUGUUUAUAAUAUCCAUUGUCUGAUUCAUUUAGUUGACGAAUGUCGAAACCAUGGAAUUUUAGAAUCAUUCAGUGCUUUUAAAUAUGAAAAUUUUAUGAGCGUUAUGAAACGAUAUUUGAGAUCUACUUACAAGCCUUUACACCAAUUAAUUAGACGUGAUGCAGAAACUAAAGGGCAACUUGUUCCAAGGAAAAAUAUAGAUGAGCCAAAUAAAAUUUUGUUGAAAAAUCAGUAUGAUGGAGAUGACAGUAUUCAGAGAGAACAGUUUCAGACUGUCAUUUUAUGUGGUAUUACUCUUACAAAGAACAAGGCAAACAGUUGUUUUAAAACUAAAAAUGGAGAUGUUAUAAUCUUAGAUAAUGCUAUCCGAACACCCCAAAAUAAAAUUAUCUUAAUGGGAUAUAGGUUUCUAAAACAAGAAAAUUAUUACAAUUUUCCUAUCGCAUCAUCUGAACUUGGAAUUAUAAAAGUUUCUCGUUUACAAAAUCACAAAACUGCUUACAAAAUUAAACAUUUUUUUUGUAAAUGUGUUCUUUUUCUUGAUAACGACGAAGCACAUGUGUGCAUUCCUCUUGUACACUGCAAUAAUUACUAGAAUAAAAGUAAGAACAUUUUUUUUUAUUCUACAAAUUAUAUUCUUUUACAACGUAACGUUUUCUUUUUUUAAGUUUGCAGUUGUAGAAUUUGAUGAUUCAUGUGAUGAAUCUCAAACACUAAUAGAAGUAAUUCCUUUCAAAUGGCUGUUUGAUAAUAAUACUAAGUGCAAUUAUCCACCUAAAAAAGAUCAACUUAAAACGACUCGUCUAGUUAUGUCAAAAAUGGAUCCUGGAAAAGAUUGGAAUACUUAUCAUCUUAGAUUUCAUCAUUACUACAGUACUUACAAUAUUGUUGUCAAAACUGCUAAGAAUGUUCUAGAGGGAAACGUUGCUCGGACAGAAGUAGGAACAGAUUAUGAUCAACCAAGAAAGAGAAAAAAGAACAAGAAAUAUAUAGAAUCUUCAGAUGAAGAUGAAGACAAUCCUUCGUCAAACAUCUUUUGUAGUGCUAGCAAUAAAGUGCCUGCACCAAAUCCUCUUCUUCCAAAUAAAAUAAAAACACUUUUUAAAAAUAAAUCUAUAAAAACGUCAAUGAUAUGUCAAAAAGACACGUCUGUUGGGAAAUUAUUUUCCCGUAAAGAGUCACGUGUUACAUCUUUAAGUCCUUCUAAGUUAACUUAUAAAACUACGUUAGACGAAAAUCCGAUGAAGCAUCAUUCUAUGCUGGAAGAGACUGUACAACAAAGAGAUUUAGUUCCUGAAGACUGCAACACCAAAUUGUCGGAAAAUUUUGGAACUGCUAAUCCAUUGCAAUAAAAAAAGACCACGUCUGUCAGAAAAUUUAACAAAAUGCCUCAAUAUUUAGACAAAGAAAACUGUGAUAAUUUUUUUGAUAUUUCUGAAAAAUGCUCAUCUUCUCAAUUAACUAUAGAUAGUAAUGAACUGCAAUCUAUAUCGAACAGUUCUCCAGUAUCAAGCCUACUAUCUGUACGUAAUCUCGUAGAAAAAAAAACAAAGUAUUUUGCACCCAAAGAAUGUUAACAGAACAAAGUUAUCUUCAGCCUUCAAAGAUGGUAAAUUCAUUAUUAUCCGUCUACUUUUCCUAAAAUUAAAUUACAUUUUUUAU
Molecule: messenger RNA, 3259 nt
Organism: Monomorium pharaonis (pharaoh ant)
Lineage: Eukaryota; Metazoa; Arthropoda; Insecta; Hymenoptera; Formicidae
Exons: 4
Coding region: 2155-2949 (264 amino acids)
Source: RefSeq, a predicted model, not a curated record